Messenger RNA from Micropterus dolomieu (smallmouth bass), 2590 nucleotides. Its product is annotated as calpain-5-like. The transcript has 13 exons. The record is from RefSeq and is a predicted model, not a curated record. Gene Ontology annotation, molecular function: calcium-dependent cysteine-type endopeptidase activity. Lineage: Eukaryota; Metazoa; Chordata; Actinopteri; Centrarchiformes; Centrarchidae. Gene Ontology annotation, biological process: proteolysis. Gene Ontology annotation, cellular component: cytoplasm. The coding region runs from base 191 to 2107 and encodes 638 amino acids.
UCAAGAAACUGGAUUUGGUUCUGAGAAAGGUGUAACAAACUAUUUUUAAUGUAACAGAUCUCCUAACAGAAAUGUGAGACUGAUUUUAACACACCUCUCAGGAGCUUGAGAGAACGCUGAACAUUUUCAUCACUUGAAGGAUUAGACAGCCCUCCACAGUCUGCAGCUGUGAGGCUUCAGCGUCUGGACCAUGGCUGUCCCGUACAAAAACCAGCAUUACACUUACCUGAAGAGGGACUGCAUCAAGGACAAGACGCUGUUUGAGGAUCCAGAGUUCCCUGCCACCAAUGCAUCGCUGUUUUAUAGGAAACCACUUCCUGGUAGGGUGGAGUGGAAACGACCAGGGGAGAUAUGCAAUGAGCCUCAUCUCUUUGUGGAGGGCAUCAGCUCCCAUGACCUGAACCAGGGACUCGUGGGUAACUGCUGGUUUGUUGCUGCCUGCUCCUGUCUGGCUUUGAAGCCACACCUCUGGAAGAAGGUAAUUCCUGACCAUAACGAGCAGGAAUGGGAUCGAAAACACCCAGAGAACUAUGCUGGAAUCUUCCACUUUGAGUUCUGGGUGUUUGGACAGUGGGUGGAUGUGGUGGUGGACGACCGGCUGCCUACAAUCAACGGAGAACUCAUCUACUGUCACUCGAAAGAAAAAAACGAAUUCUGGAGUGCUCUGCUGGAGAAGGCCUACGCCAAACUCGCUGGCUGCUAUGAGUCCCUGGAAGGAGGAAACACCGGAGACGCUGUGGUGGAUUUCAGUGGAGCUGUGGUUGAAGCCAUCAAUCUGGAGACAGAAGCUCACUAUAAGGACCAGAAAAAACAAGACCAGCUGUUUGAGGAUCUACUAACAGUCUACGAUCAUGGUGGAAUCAUAAGCUGCUCCAUUAAGGCACAGCCUCAUGAAAUGGAGAACAGAAUGGCAAACGGACUGGUGAAAGGCCAUGCAUACUCAGUAACAGCAGUGAAGAAGGUGCGUAUGGGUCACGGGCUGCUGGCCUACUUUAAGAACGAAACCAUUCCUCUGAUCCGCAUGAGGAACCCCUGGGGCAAAAUUGAGUGGAAUGGAGCCUGGAGUGACAGCUCUGAGGAAUGGUCAAAGGUUGGUGAUACAGAGAGAGGCAAACUUGGCAUCACAGUAGAGGAUGAUGGGGAGUUCUGGAUGUCAUUCACAGACUGGUGCAAGUUCUUCACAGAUGCAGAUGUUUGCCGUCUCAUCAAUACAUCACUGGUUAGUGUCCAGAAGAGAUGGCAUGAGUUUGUGCACUUUGGGAGCUGGACCAAACAUGCAGAGCCACUGUUAAACCGCUGCGGUGGCUGUGCUAACCACAAGACGACAUUCCUGCAGAACCCACAGUACUUGUUCGAUAUUACAAAGGAAGUCGAUGAGGUCCUAAUCUCCUUGCAACAGAAAGACUUGAAGAUCCACAGAAAAGAAGGUCAAGGAGAAAAUCUAAGCAUUGGCUUCGGUGUCUUCAAGGUGGAACUUAACAGGAAGUAUCGGAUGCAUGACAUCCUGACUCAACAGUGUGUGGCAACGUCCACCUACAUCAAUGCUCGGACAGUGUUUAUGAGAUGCAAGCUCCUACAGGGCCGCUACGUGAUCAUCCCGACUACCUUCAGACCCCAGACGCUGGGGGAUUACAUGAUCCGAGUUUUCACUAGUGUGGACUCACAUUGCAGGGAAUUGAUUGAGGAUAAGCCAAGGGUAAGAUGCUGGAGUUCAUUCCUCGGAUAUCCACAAGCUCUGACUCAUGUCUAUGUGCACCGAGCUGAAGGGCUGCAGAACCAGGACAGUACAGGAGGUGCAGACCCCUAUGUGAUAAUUUCCUGUGAGGGCCAGUCAGUAAAAUCCAUCAUGAAGAAGGACACUUUGCAACCAGAGUUUGGAACUAGCGCCAUUUUCUACAGGAAGAAUCCCAGAAAGCCCAUAACUGUAGAGGUGUGGAACAAUAACUCAGUGAAGGAUGAGUUUAUGGGCCAAGUGGUGUUGUCCGGGUCGGUGAAGGACACAACUGACCCUCAAAAGCUAAAGCUGAGGAAGCAAGGACAAACGGAUGAGAUGCCCGGCAGCAUCAGUCUGAGGAUCAUCACUUCUACCCAGCUGACCGCCAUGUGACCUUGUCAGUGACCUAACAGAAGGCGGGAUCUUUCUCAGCGCUGAACUAUGUGGUGAACAUCUUGUGAAACUCGACAUAUGCCAUUAUCAUCAAAGAAGCAAUGCCAGUUGUGAUUCGACCUGUUUUCUACUGCUGAUGUUGAUGCUUGUGUAUGAUUACACUGAGUAGAAUUUUACACUAUUGAUUGCACAUUGUUGAAUUAUUUGCAAAGUUGACAGGUGAGCAGGGCACUAUUGGGCAGACUGAAUGUCAAUGUUAUUUUUGCCAAAAUGAUUAAACUUUUGAAUUAUGUUUAAUUCAAAUAUUUUUUGUGUAACUUACUAAAAUAUCUUUAAACUGACGUUUUACAAGUUGCUUGUAAAGAUAUAUAUAUUUUUUAUGUUACACUAUAUAUACUGUGAGUGAUAUGGCAGUAAUUUGUCAUUAAAGUCUUACUUGACCUCUAUAGUCUCUUUAAUGCAGAAAAACUUACCACAUGUACA